Molecule: messenger RNA, 807 nt
Organism: Truncatella angustata
Lineage: Eukaryota; Fungi; Ascomycota; Sordariomycetes; Amphisphaeriales; Sporocadaceae
Product: WW domain binding protein 11-domain-containing protein
Exons: 2
Coding region: 1-807 (268 amino acids)
Biological process (GO): RNA processing
Source: RefSeq, a predicted model, not a curated record
AUGCCGAAAGAGCGCAACUACAACCCUGUACAGGCUCAGCGGAAAGCCGACAAGGCCAAGGAGAUCAAGAAAGGAAAGGCGCAACAAGCUGCCCGCCAGAAUGAGAAGUUCGCCAAGCGAAACCCCGAGCGCAUACAAAAACAGAUCGAUGACCUAAAGGCUAUCGCGACUGGCGGUGGCAAGCUCACAAGCCAUGAAGAAUCCACCCUGCAGAGCCUCGAGCGAGACCUGAAGUUGGUGCAAAAGGCACGCGAAGCUCUGGGCGACCAAGCACCAACCUUCGGACGAGGAGCUCCAAGGCCUGCCGGUCAAGGCGUCUUGGGCAAGAGAAGGCGUGACCAGGACGACGUGUCCAGUGACGAUGAUGAUGUGCCCCAGGACGUUAAGAGCAUACCCAUGCCACGAGAUACGCCUCCGCCCAUCCCGAAAGCCAUCCUGGACGAGUGGUACGCGAAGAGGAGAGCUAAGCGAACCAAUCCCAACGAGACACCCUUGGGCGACAGCAGAGGACGGCCAACGCCAAAAGGAGACAGGGAACCAUCCGCCCCAGCACUUCCAGUGGCUGCACAAACCGUUUACGAAGCCAAACCCGUCAUCCGCGACCUCAAGAAGGAAGCUGUCAGUGCGUUCAUGCCGACUGUUGUGCGGAGGAAACUGGACAAGAGCAAAGGACAAGGCGGCCUCAUGGAGCCAGAGGAGGCCGACCGCCUUGAGAGAGAAGGUUAUCUUGGUACAGGCAGUUCUGCAACUACAUCGGGACCCAAAACUGUUACGAUGGAGGAGGUCGAUGACGAGCAUGAAGCUUAA